AUGCUGAAUGACCGAAUGGGAAUACACAGUCGAGCAAAUAGUACUGUCAACCGUAAUGGCGAGGCACGACCUUCAAGUGCUUCGCGCAGUUCUCCACUUCAACCCACGAAUCCACCCAGCUCAGGCAAUACUGAAAAGGGAAAACUAGGAGGUAUAUUCACGGGCAUGAGCAGUUCAAAAAACACCCCUUUGAACGAUAAAACAGCAUUUUCAGUCACUCCUAUUCCAACAGCCAAUACCGUAUCCAAUCCAUCUCAAGGAGGUAUCAAAGGGUCAGAUAUACUAAAAUUCUCCGAGGAUAAUUUCGAUGUCGAACUCUAUGUACGCGGAAUGCUUCAACAUCUCCCCAACGAAGAGGCGAUCCAGCAGCUCUAUCACUCCCUUGCAGAUGCAAAAGAUUUGGCUGCUACUGACUUGCAAUGCAACGUGUAUCGCAACUACAACGAUUUUGUUGUGAUUUCUAAAGAAAUAUCAAAACUUGAAAGCGAUAUGCUUUAUUUACGAGAAUUGUUGACGGAUUUAAAAGAUGUUCAGGAUAAUUUACGUCCUGUGUCGGAUCCUGAAAAUGAUACCGAGUUGGUUCAGAUGGCUGACGAUUCACUUGCUUCUCCAGAACAAAAACGUGCUGCCAUGGCAGAAGCGUUGGCUAAACAGCGUGUUCGCGAGGAAGAGUUGAUUGAAAGCCGUGAAGCACAAAUGAAACUUCUUUACACCAAUAUCGAUGGACUACAGAAAAUUUUGCCCGAAUCCAAGCAGCGUUAUCUUGUCAGAGAUGGUAGCAAAACACAUUACUGGGAAGUCAGUACAACCACAUUCAAACAAAAAGAUAUGGUGCACUUGUAUUUAUUUAAUGAUACGCUAGUUCAAGUCAGUUGGAAAAAAAGCAUCAUCACCGGAAAAGCCCGCAUGUUUGCUGAAAUAGCAUGGGGAUUGAGCGAGAUUGGCUUUAUUGACAUGAAGGAUUCUCCAGAUGUUUCCAAUGCAUUCAAAAUUGUUCGACAUCCAGAUGCAAGUAUUUAUCGCACAGAGACUCUUGAGGAAAAACGAGCCAUUCUUGCUUCAAUCAAACGCAUCACAGAUGAUAUUCUUGUACAGCGUAGAAAAGAAAAGGAUCAAGUCAAAAAUGCUGCCAUUUCAAAGGCAAAUACCAUGACUGCAUUACUUCCAAACAGCAACAUGGAUCAAUACAAGAAUAUUUCUGAUCAACUUCCAGUAAAAGAUAAUCUCAGUGCCACGGAUUACCGUUGGCUGUUGGAGCUGCCUGACGAGUUGGAUGUUCUUGUAGCACAUCGUGAUUUUGACAAUUCCGUAGCAAAUCUUGAAAAAGGCAAGUUGGUUUUAAAUUUUAUCAAUACUACAAGAAAGAUUCUAUCGGGAGUUGAUAUCAAAACUCCACGUGUGCAAAUGCUGCGAGCAUCGGUAGAAAAUCGUAUAGAAAUAUUGGCCAAAUUAGUCACUUCUGAUCUUGCUAGUCCAGUGUCUACAAAAUCGCAGGUUCAAGAAAAUAUUGAUCGACUAUUGCGUCUUGGACUUGGCGAUCAAGCUAGAGAUAUUUUCUUGACAGCACGUACAAAGACCAUUCGCCACCGCACACGACAUUUGAAAUUUGAUGGCGAUGUUGCAGCCUACAUGUGCGAUCUUGCAGAAGUGACGUUUAGGCUGAUUCGAAACACUUGCGAUUGGUAUGGCGGAUCAUUCAGGGACACCACAAUGGCUUCAGGUUUUAUGAAAUGGGUUACUUUAGAAAUUGUAUACUUUACAGAUAUUCUGCGCCGUCAAGUGUUUAAUUCUCGCCAAAGCUUCUCUGUUAUUGCUGAUUGUCUUUCCAGUGCUUUAGAUCAAUGUCAACAGCUACGUGAUGUGGGUCUUGAUUUAGGAUUUUUAAUUGAUCAAAUCGUAUUUGGUGACAUUGAAAAGGCAAUUGAAAAUCAUUCCAAAUCACUUGAAGAACUCGUUAUUCAAGCAAUAGAAUGUGACACGUAUGAGUCUUUAGAGCCUCGUAUAGACUUUUUUGAAGAACGUGGCCUUGUUUUUGAUGCAGAAAUUCCAAGAAUGAGUGAAAGUGCUUAUCAGCUAUUUACUAUUCUGACCGACUUUGCAUCAGAUGUGGGUGCCCUUAUGUCCAUGACGAUUUGUGUGGUCUUGUCCAACAUUACUUUUGUGGUGGAACAAAUGCUGCCAAAAGUCAAGAUCCAGCUCGAGGAGCAAUUUGAACGAGUGAUUCCUGAACUAGAUGAAGAUUGUAUACGUCAUAAGGCUUCGCUUGAAAAAGUCAAAACGGUGUUUGUAGAAAGUAGUUGUUCCAAUUUGAUCAAAAAUGAUUACAAUUUUUCCAAAGUCGACUAUUCAAAUCUUUCGGUUGGGCUCAACAAACUUUUGAUGAACAUGGAUGCAACUCUUGAUUGUGUUUUACUCGUAGGUCGCGUUAUCCAACUGCUUUUUGAUAAAAUGGUCAAUACAAGUGCAGGUUGGGAGACUGAAAAAGGUCCAAGAAAGUUUGGAUUUGGAGGUGUUCAAUCCCUUCUUCUAGAUAUACACUUUAUGCUUCGAGUUGCCGAAACGUAUAUUACUGAGGAUGCAAACAAAAAUGCAAACAGUGUAUGUGAAAUGGCACUCCGAGCUUAUUUUGUUCAGAACAAGGAUCUGAGCGUACCGCUUAAAACAGGCGAAUGGUACGACAAACGAGUAGAUGAAGCAGUUCGUAAAUUUGGAAAGAAUUUGGCAUUGCUGACUACAGGAAACACCAUGUCCUUGAAUGCAAAGGCUAAACAAAGCUCAUCAUAA
Molecule: messenger RNA, 2784 nt
Organism: Batrachochytrium dendrobatidis JAM81
Lineage: Eukaryota; Fungi; Chytridiomycota; Chytridiomycetes; Rhizophydiales
Exons: 15
Coding region: 1-2784 (927 amino acids)
Biological process (GO): Golgi to plasma membrane transport; exocytosis; intracellular protein localization
Cellular component (GO): exocyst
Source: RefSeq, a predicted model, not a curated record